AUGGCUAGUGGAGGUUUGAUCCUGGGAAGCUUACCCAUAUUUGAUGGAAAGGGCUAUGAUGAUUGGUGUGUAAAGAUGGACGCUAUUCUUGGAUUUCAAGAAAUUGAUGAGGUCGUGAAAGUGGGUUUCAAAGAACCACCCAAGAAUGCUGAUGAAGAAGUCAAGAAAACAUACAAGGGGAUGAAGAAGUUGGACUGUAAGAAAAUCUCAAAAGCUGUUACAGCAAAAGAAGUUUGGGAGAUCUUACAAAAUGGGUAUGGAAAUUCUGGGAAAAUGAAGAAGGUGAAACUGCAAUCCUUGAGAAGGCAAUAUGAACUUCUCUCUAUGACAGAAAAGGAGACUGUGGCAGAGUAUUUUGACAGAUUACAGGUGAUCACCAAUGCCAUGAGAGCGUGUGAUGAGAACAUAGAAGACAACAGAAUUGUAGAGAAAGUUUUGAGGACUUUAACUCCACGAUUUGACCACGUUGUGGUGGCCAUAGAAGAGUCAAGGGAUCUUGAUGUUAUGACAAUAGAAGAACUGCAAAACUCUCUUGAAGCACAUGAACAGAGAGUGAAUGAAAGGAAGAAUGGUGAGAAGGUGACUGAACAGGCUCUACAGGCCAAGGUGACUUAUGGAGUUAGAGGCAGAGGUAGAAGUGGCUGGAGAGGCAGAGGUAGAGGAAGGUCUAGAGGCAGUUCUAGAGGCAGAAGUGGUGGCAGAAAUAGUGAAACAGAGACCUAA
This is a messenger RNA of Vigna unguiculata (cowpea), 723 nucleotides long. NCBI's taxonomy places the organism in Eukaryota, Viridiplantae, Streptophyta, Magnoliopsida, Fabales, Fabaceae. The record is from RefSeq and is a predicted model, not a curated record.